Messenger RNA from Rotaria sp. Silwood2, 468 nucleotides. NCBI's taxonomy places the organism in Eukaryota, Metazoa, Rotifera, Eurotatoria, Philodinida, Philodinidae. The record is from the annotation of a GenBank genome assembly.
AUGGAAGACAAAUACACGAUUCGUGUUACCGAAAAUUUAAAUUGGAUUGGCUCUCAAAUUAAUGACGUCGAAUAUCGUUGUGAAGAAAUUCAUGAUAACGGUGACAGAGUUAAUUACCGUGUAGCGAUAAGUCGAGCUGAUUACGAAAGAUUGUCAGCAACAAGUUCGCCGAGAGCAAUAUCAUUCAAUAGCUUCACUAAGGUAUUACGCCCAUUCAUGCUAGGUCGACACGCACUCGACGACAUACCUGAAGCAUUUCGCCUACUUGAUAGCGAUCAUUCAGAGACAAUUGAUAUUGGUGAAUUGGCUGCUUUUAUGCCUUGCAUUGUGCCCAAUGCCAAUCCAUACAUGCUUCUUCAUCAAGUUCAAAAAGUUGAUAAGAACUGUGACUACAAAUUGAAUUUGUCUGAAUUCACUGAACUUAUAAAGCGCGGCAUCGGUCGAGAUUUGGCACUCGGGCGCUUAUAA